This is a messenger RNA of Ahaetulla prasina, 1902 nucleotides long. RefSeq names its product golgin A7 (gene GOLGA7). Gene Ontology annotation, cellular component: Golgi stack; palmitoyltransferase complex. The transcript is spliced from 6 exons. Bases 135 to 548 code for a protein of 137 amino acids. The record is from RefSeq and is a predicted model, not a curated record. Gene Ontology annotation, biological process: peptidyl-L-cysteine S-palmitoylation; Golgi to plasma membrane protein transport; protein targeting to membrane. Lineage: Eukaryota; Metazoa; Chordata; Lepidosauria; Squamata; Colubridae.
GGGGAAGGGAGGGAGGGCUUUGCGACAAGCCGUAAAGCGGAGGAGCUUGCGUCGUCGCCGGCGGAGCGACGCUGGAAGCGGAGGAAGGAGAAGCGGCGGCGGGGCUUUGCCCACUGGCCAGUUUGAGCUGCGAGAUGAGGCCACAGCAGCCGCCUGUUGCCAGCAAAGUCUUCAUCCAAAGGGACUACAGCAGUGGCACUAAGUGCCAGUUCCAGACCAAAUUCCCCCCAGAGUUGGAAAAUCGGAUUGACAGGCAGCAGUUUGAAGAAACUGUGCGGACCCUGAAUAACCUUUACGCUGAAGCAGAGAAACUUGGGAGCCAGUCCUACCUGGAAGGGUGCUUGGCUUGCUUGACGGCCUACACUAUAUUUCUGUGCAUGGAGACACAUUAUGAGAAGGUUCUAAAGAAAAUUGCCAAGUACAUUCAGGAGCAAAACGAGAAGAUCUACGCUCCGCAAGGCCUCCUCUUGACUGACCCCAUUGAGCGGGGACUAAGAGUUGUUGAAAUUACCAUUUACGAAGACAGAGGUGUGAGCAGUGGAAGAUAAACCUUUGAUGUCAGAGGGACCAGCGAACUUGUUUUCCGCUCGUUUUCUUUCUUCUGUCCUAGCACCCUUUCCUCCGCUUCCCUGAACUCCGCAGUGCCAUUUACACAAGGAGUAACUUUUCAGACUCCUGUUCUUUCGUGGGGGAAUCCCAGCCCAGCUGGGCAGCCAUCCGUCUUGCUUUGUUCUGCCGGAAGCUCCAGCGUCCCCUCAGGUGGCUAGUUCCUUUGGCCCGGUCGAGCCAUCACGGACAACAGACAUAAGACCAACCAGAAAUGACCAACUCAAGGCAGCGGGAACACUCUCGGUGGACUCUGGGCUUCUAUCAGCUUCUGGAGAAGAAAGCAACCAUGCGUUGCGUUUCCGAAAAUAAGGCGCUUCUGUGAUAAAAUAAAACCUGCUGAUUUGUCGAGAAGAGACCUCAAGCCCCCAUCUUUCCUGACUGACUCCGCUAAGAAAUCGCAAAGGGUUUUUUUGUUUUGUUUUGUUUUGUUUUUUAAUUUUUAUUGCUGACGUAUUUAGGGAAUAUGGAGCCUCUUUCUCCAGAUCAGUGUACAUUUCAUGAGAAGAAGCUAUCGGCCGCGUGUUAAAACAUGAGAAAAAACACAGCAGCCCCAAAAUACGUCAUCGUCAGCAAAAGCAUCCCUUCUCGGCUCUCCUCCCACCCUUAAAUGUUGAAUAUGUAAAUGUAGGUAAUAAAUACGGUUUUGGGGUUUUAUAGAUGUUUUAGUUUAGGGCAAACAGGUGUUAGGACAACUUAGAAACGGUGUUCGCUGCGUCAGCUAUUUCUCCUUUCCCAGAUGUCAUCUCUGCAGUACUUCUACUUGUGCUCGACAUUCCAGCGCGAUGCUUACAAAAAUACCUGGAACAUUUUACCCCUGUAUCCCCCCCAAAAAAUAUCAAAGAUUCUUUGUUCCUUCUUUUCUGUCAAAUGUGGGUUACUCUGUGUAUCACUUUGACUUUAAAACGGCAAAGUAAUUCUGCUGUGUGGAAGUUUGCUAUUCUCUCGUGACCAGGUAUUAAGGAAUUUGCCAAACAAGACCAGUUUUAAUACUGGUGGCAUAGUUUGUUUGUUUGUGUUUUUUUUUGUUUUUUCUUUGAGCAAUAGAAGAGACGCCAAUAGUGGAUCAAGGUUUUCAGGUGUAUAAUUCUUCAGUUCCUUUACUUCAUUGUUUAUCCUGUUUAAAAGUUUAAUAUUUGAAAUAUAUAUAUAGAUAUAUAUAUACACUUGUGAGUUGUUUUUUCUAAUCUGUAACAGUAUUUUGCCUUUUGCACCCAUUACGAUUGACUUUGGGAAAUAACGGCUUAGUAACCUUUUUUCUUAAAUAAAUGGUCAUUUGCUAGCACUGGUGUAAAA